AGUUUCAAACUUUUAAACUGUGAAGAACUUGGAAGAAUCUCGAAACUGGUGACGACAGACGAUUAAGCUUGAAGAGAAUAUCUGGCCUCUAACGUUCCGGAUAAAAUUCUCUCUCUCUUUGAUUUUGUGGGAUUCUCAUUCUGGUUUCCUACCGCCCAAAUUCAUAGGGCAUGUCUCAUCCAAUAGAUACCACCCUCUGAUUUCCUGAUAAUGGCCUCUCUAAUUUGCUUUUCGUCUUGUUUCAUUUCCUCUCCUGCUUCCUUUGCUGAUGGAAAUUUCAGAUUUCACUUGAAAUCUCCCAAUCGAUCUCCAAAAUUCAAUUCGGAACGAUUCAGAUUUAGGGUGAAAGCCCUUAAAGAGAAAACGGGCGAAAUCGAACGCCCAUCUCCAGAUGAAGUUACCAAGAAGUACGGACUCGAAGCUGGUCUCUGGAAGAUAUUUAGCUCAAAGGAGGAGGGAGAGGGCGAUGUUGGGAAAGGCAAAUCAAAGGGUGAGCAGGCAAAAGAGCUGCUUGCAAAAUAUGGAGGUGCAUAUUUAGCCACCUCCAUAACUCUCUCCCUCAUCUCCUUCUCUCUGUGCUAUGCACUCAUCAGUGCCGGUAUCGAUGUUCAAGCUCUUCUGCAGAAGGUAGGAAUUUCGGCUAAUGAGACUGGAGAGAAAGUUGGGACGUUUGCUUUGGCAUACGCAGCGCAUAAAGCAGCUUCUCCAAUAAGGUUUCCUCCAACAGUAGCCCUCACUCCAAUUGUUGCAAGUUGGAUAGGGAAAAAGGUUGAGAAACAGGAAUAGCAUAAUGGAGAGUUCUGAACAUUGGUUCGGUUCAAAUUAUCUGCUAGAAUUUUGUUUCAAAUCAUCUGAUAAUGGAUAUUGGUCUAAAUCCCAUACAGAUUACACAUUAAUGAAUUAUAAAGUAUCCAUCAUUUCUACUCUUGGCUAA
Messenger RNA from Momordica charantia (bitter melon), 934 nucleotides. RefSeq names its product FAM210B-like protein. The record is from RefSeq and is a predicted model, not a curated record. Gene Ontology annotation, cellular component: chloroplast. Lineage: Eukaryota; Viridiplantae; Streptophyta; Magnoliopsida; Cucurbitales; Cucurbitaceae.